Striga asiatica is the source of this 588-nucleotide messenger RNA. The record is from the annotation of a GenBank genome assembly. NCBI's taxonomy places the organism in Eukaryota, Viridiplantae, Streptophyta, Magnoliopsida, Lamiales, Orobanchaceae.
AUGAAAAAUAAGAGAGAUGAAAAGCCCCACCAAAAAGAAUUUACCCAUUACUGUCCCCGAGCUCUCUUCCACGGCGUCGGGCGUGCCGGAGGAGCCGAAGAAUUCCGCGUUGAAGGUCACCGUGCCGAGGGUGGAGGUGCGGAGCAAGCGAAGCACGGUUUUGGAGUGGGCGCAAGCUUGCAGGAUGGCUCGGGUUCCGGUGGUGACCCGCCGGACCUUCACCUCCUUGCUCUCUCUUUCUCUCUCUUCGAAGUCCAGCGGUGUGGCUACGUGAAAAAUGUCGUCGCAGCCGUCGGUGUCGAUACAACUGGAUCUGCCGAUGACAUCGCCGCUGCUCAGGAAAUGAGAAAUUUGGCCCCUAAAUUUGCUACCCGCUCGCCGCCUACCUCGCCGGAGCCGCCCGGUUCGCCAUCCACCACAACCGGGCCUAACGUAAACACCGUCGGCGUCUGCUGUUGGGCCGCACGCAACCACUUUCCCUUCUCCUCCACCUUCGCCCAACUGCCCGAAUCCCCGACGGACGACUACCGUGUGCGAAUUAUUUUUGACACCAAAGUUACCGAAAACUCGGUUCAGUUUCGGCUUUGA